Messenger RNA from Opisthorchis viverrini, 300 nucleotides. RefSeq lists its product as hypothetical. The transcript has a single exon. Lineage: Eukaryota; Metazoa; Platyhelminthes; Trematoda; Opisthorchiida; Opisthorchiidae. The annotation marks the transcript as partial. The record is from RefSeq and is a predicted model, not a curated record.
CGCACACUGGACGGGCACGUUGGUGAGGUCUACUCAUGCCGCUUUUUCCCCUCUGGACUAGCUGCCCUCACAGCAGGCGCAGACAUGCAAUUGAAAAUUUGGUGUCUUCUAUCGGGAACUUGCGCUGCGACCUUGGCACCGGGAUCAGCUGGUGCCAUGACCGGGACGAGUCCUCUGGAUGACAGUGAGCCCGGAGGACAUCGGUCUGGCAUUUUGGAUACGGGUAUUAUUCAACGGGGUCGUAAUAUUCUAGCCAUUGAUCGCCUCGGAUGGUUGCGUCUUUGGGAUGUUUCUACCCAA